CAAAGAGACACCGAGUUAAGACAGACUAGAUAUGGAUCCGGUGUUGGUGCUGUUCAUGUUGGUCUGCAGCUCAGGACUGCAGGAAGGAGGAACACACGUGUCAGCAGAACGUGACGAUGUCAGGUUAGUGGAGGGAGCUGGUCGCUGUGCUGGUACUCUGGAGGUGAACCAAAAUAAAGACUGGAAACCAGUGGAUAGCUUUGACUGGAACCUGAAGUCAGCGGCUGCAUCUGUGAGGCUGGUGAAUGGCAAUAGUCUGUGCUCAGGCAGAGUGGAGGUGAAGUCUGACCAGUCGUGGUCCUCAGUGUGUGAAGCUGACUUUGACCAGCAGGAUGCACAGGUGCUCUGUAGGGAGCUUGGCUGUGGGCCUCCUUCAGUCCUCCAGGGGGCGCUCUAUGGAGAAGCGGAGGCUCCAAUGUGGACCAAAGAGUUCCAGUGUGAAGGCAGUGAGUCCUCUCUCCUGGACUGUGGAAGCUCAGGCUCAGCUAGAAACACCUGCUCACCUGGCAAAGCUGUUGGACUCACCUGCUCAGAGCCUGAUGUUGUCAGGUUGGUAGGAGGAACCAACCAGUGUGCAGGUAGACUGGAAAUGAAACAAUAUGGUGAAUGGAAAGCAGUGGAUGGCUGGGACGCUGACUGGAACCUGCAGUCAGCAGCUGCAGUGUGCAGAGAACUGGACUGUGGCUCUGCUGUCUCAACAGAGAGGAGGAGGGACUCCUCAGAAAGAUCUGGGUGGGACAUCAAAUCUUCCUGUCUUCAGUCGGGAUCUACACUGAGGGAGUGUGUAGAGACAUGGACUGUUGGGUCUUUUUACAAACUGGAGAUCACCUGCUCAGAGUCUGUGAGGCUGGUGAAUGGGAAUAGUCUGUGCUCAGGCAGAGUGGAGGUGAAGUCUGACCAGUUGUGGUCCUCAGUGUGUGAAGCUGACUUUGACCAGCAGGAUGCACAGGUGGUCUGUAGGGAGCUUGGCUGUGGGGCUCCUUCAUUCCUCCAGGGGGCGCUCUAUGGAGAAGCAGAAGCUCCGAUGUGGACCAAAGAGUUCCAGUGUAAAGGCAGUGAGUCCUCUCUCCUGGACUGUGGAAGCUCAGGCUCAGCUAGAAACACCUGCUCACCUGGCAAAGCUGUUGGACUCACCUGCUCAGAGCCUGAUGAUGUAAGAUUAGUGGGAAGAGCCAGCCGCUGUGCUGGCAGACUGGAGAUGAAACAACAUGGAGACUGGAAACCAGUGGAUGAAAGGAACUCUUCCUGGAGACUGAAGUCAGCAGCUGUGGUGUGCAGAGAGCUGGAUUGUGGAUCUACUGUUUAUACAAAGAGGAGAAGGGAUUCUUCAAAUAUACUUGUAUGGAGGAUCAGAUCCUCCUGUCUUCAGCUUGGAUCUACACUGAAGGAGUGCAUAGAAACAAGCCUUGGGAUUUCUCAUUACAGCCUGGAGAUCAUCUGUUCAGAUCUGCUGAUUCAGCCAAACAUCUCCCUGUCUCACUCCAUGUACUGGGUCUCCGAGGCCCAGCAGCAGGGGCUGUGGGUGUUCGAGGGCUCCAGCUUCACCAUCAGCUGCUCUAUCCAGCCACAGUUUACAGGAGGCUCCUUCCUCCUCACCUUCACCUCCUCCAACAUCAGACGCAGCUACACCCUGCCAGCUGUCAAUCACUCUGCGCACUUCCUGUUUCCUGCUGCAGACCAUGCCCACCAAGGGAACUACAGCUGUGUUUAUCACGUCUAUGUUUUCUCUCGUCACUUCACCUCCGAGAGCCGGCCUCUCUCUCUCAUCAUCUCAAAUGACCUGAUGGAGUUUCUGCAGCUGAGUAAAACAGAUUGGGUGAAAACAGCCUGUAAAGCAAUUUUCCUCCUUAGUCUGCUUCUCCUGCCCCUGACUGCAGUGUUAUACGCCUAUGUCUUUUUCUCCUGCAAGCGUCAUUAUUGGAAGCGUGAGUAUGAAACCUGAAGGGAACCUGAGGAGAAAUGACAAGUCCAUCAUGUCAGAGGAGCCUUCGAGAAAUCAGAGGGGAUCAUUUCAGAAAAUGUUCCUAGUUCCUUCAUUUACACAGGUCCCAAACUAAUGGCCACAGUAUAUAUUUUACUCAAAUAUAUAUGUGUGACAUCCUAGUAUAAUUAGCCUGGUGAAUGUUUUUCUUGGUUUCCUACUGAGCAGCACUCUUGUUUUUAACAUGCAGAAUGAUAAUAUUAAUAUCAAUCAUCUUGUUAGCCUUGCAUUUGAACUGGGGGCGGCUCUACAGUCAUUGGCACUUCUCAUGAUGAUGACAAGGAGACUAGGACUAGAACUAGAACUAGAUCAGAAAAAGUCCAAGGAUCUUCAGUCAUUUGUGGUUUUGCAGAUGUCUGUCAUGUUUUGGCCACCAAGUUUCAAAUCCAGCUCAGUUUGGUCUUCUCUUGCGCGCUUCUGCCCCCUGGUGAUCUGAAAAGACAUUGACAGCAAUUGUCUCUUAAGUUACUGGAUCACAUCUGUGAAAACACAACAGUAUCCUGCUGCAGACUCGGAAAAGCCCCUGUGGUGCUUGAUGGA
Messenger RNA from Myripristis murdjan (pinecone soldierfish), 2521 nucleotides. RefSeq names its product scavenger receptor cysteine-rich type 1 protein M130-like. The record is from RefSeq and is a predicted model, not a curated record. Gene Ontology annotation, cellular component: membrane. Bases 32 to 1942 code for a protein of 636 amino acids. Lineage: Eukaryota; Metazoa; Chordata; Actinopteri; Holocentriformes; Holocentridae. The transcript has 10 exons.